AUGCAGAGAAUGCUUCAGUUUCAGCAGAGCUCAUCUCGUGCUUCCGCAGCGUACGUUUCUCUUUCCAACGCAGAAACGCACGUUCCCUACUUCGGAAGAUUGAGGUCUUACUCGUCUUGUUCGAAUACCUCGCCGACGACACUGUUCGUUGAUCGCAACGAGGAACUGCUACGGCAAAGAUUAUAUUCUUUCCUUGAAGGAUUUGAGAACGGCGAAAUACCUAAUACGGAUGAACUGAGAUCCUUCUUCGUUGAGAAAUUAGGGAUCAAGGAUCCCAAACGUUGCAGAGAUGAAAUCGAGUUUUUAGAAGAGCAGAUUUCGAAUCACGACUGUGAUGAUUUGGAGCCUUCAAGGUCUGUGAUUAACGGGUUUGUAGCUAUCACACGGUAUUGCAUGUAUUCGUUGUUUGGGUUUGAAGAUGGGUUGGAUUGGAGUAUCAUCGAGAACUCCAAGAAACUGAGGAAAUGUUUAGUUGCGGAGGAGAUCGUGGACACGUUUACAACACUACCAAAGGAUUUUGUAUGCUCCAUCUCUCUUAGUUUGAUGAAAGAUCCUGUGAUUGUUUCCACUGGACAAACUUAUGAUCGGAGCUCAAUCGUUAGGUGGUUUAAAGAAGGUCACUCUACUUGUCCCAAAACAGGACAAAAGAUUGUGGACUCUUCUUGUGUUGUUCCUAACCGAGCUUUGAGAGACUUGAUAACACGUUGGUGCGCUGCAACGGAGUUUGGAGAGUCACCCGACGAGGAGUCUCCUGCUUGGGUUAUGCAAACGAGAGCUUCAAUGAAAGCAACUAAAGCCACUGUAUUGAUUCUCAUACAACAUCUAGCUGGUGAGUCAGAGUUAGCUCAGGUAGUGGCGGCAAGAGAGAUCCGUCUUCUAAGCAAAAUAGUAAGGGAAAGAGGUGAACUGAUCGCAGAAGCAGGUGCAAUCCCACAUUUGGUUAGGCUUCUUAAAUCCCAAAACGCUGUUACGCAAGAGCAGUCGGUUACAGCAAUGCUUAAUUUGUCUGUAUGCGAAUGCGAGUUAAACAAGAGCCUGGUCAUGGAGGAAAAUGAUUGCCUUGAGUCUAUUGUGAGUGUUCUCGCCUCGGGUCUUACUUUGGAAGCUCGAGGGAACGCAGCAGCCACAUUGUACUGUCUUUCUACAGUACAUGAAUAUAAGAAACGGAUCGCAAACGCUGUUGGCUGCAUCGAAUCACUUGUAUUGCUGUCUCAAAAUGGAAAGCCGAGAGGGAGAAAAGAUGCUAUCAACGCUUUAAGUGGUAUAUGGAGAGAUCCAGAUAAUCACAGUAAGAUGAUAAACUCGGUAGGAGUGUUAGCUCUAGUGAAAGCUUUGGCGGAUAAGGAUGAGGCUGUGGCGGAGAGAGCGGUGGUAGUGUUGGCUGUAGUAGCGAAUAAUUCUUUAGGCGCAGAGACUAUAGGAAGAGAGGAAUCAGCUGUGGCGGGGCUCAUUGAAUUGAUGAGAUGUGGAACACCAAGGGGGAAAGAAAAUGCGGUUGCUACCUUGUUACAUCUCUGCGUAAACGGUGGAGCAGUUGUGGUGGAGAAGGUGGUGAGAGCACCGGAUCUUACUGGUUUGACCCAAAACGUUUUGCGCACGGGUACAGACCGAGGUAGGCGGAAUGCGACUUCACUCCUUGGUUUGUUUCUUAACGGGUGCGAAAACACAGCAAUGAUGCGGUCUGGUAAUAGAGAAGGGGGUUUUGAAACCCAUGUCUCCCUACCACCCAUUUCUGUUCCCGUAUCUGUCUUGUGA
Molecule: messenger RNA, 1755 nt
Organism: Camelina sativa (false flax)
Lineage: Eukaryota; Viridiplantae; Streptophyta; Magnoliopsida; Brassicales; Brassicaceae
Source: RefSeq, a predicted model, not a curated record